AUGCUCUCACAUGCCCAGCUCGUUAGCAUGAAUUCGUUUGUCCUCGGAGUCUUCGCGGUUCUCGCGACCCUUGUUCCACUGACUGCUGCUCGCUCGAUCGCUCUAGGAGACUGGCAAGCGCUCCUGCGGCUGAGAGAGGAUUUGAACUUCACCAACGCGCAGCGCAGCCCCAAGGUGUACUGGCGGUCAAGGGAGAACUGCAACGUGGUGUUCGGCGUCUCAUGCAACGACCAAGGCCGCGUCGUCACGCUGUCCUUGUGGGGAGUGACAGGGCCUCUGCCCGACUCGAUUGCCAACCUCACUGCACUCACAUCGCUGUGGGUGGGCAACAACGUCACCAGCAUACCAGCCUCGAUUUCCCUGCUCAACUCAACACUCGCCGCACUCUUUUUGGGCGGCAAUGCUAUCAGUGGGAGCUUCCCAGCUGCCAUUACCAAGCUCACUUCUUUGAAGGACCUGAGUCUGGCUGACAAUGACCUAUCAGGCCCGCUGCCCCCAGGGAUUGGCAAGCUGCCGCAGCUGCAGAUGCUGCGCUUGGAUGGGAACCGUCUAUCAGGCCCCAUCCCUUCUCUCAUCUCCGCGCUCUCUUCCCUCUCCUACCUCUCACUUGCCUCUAACGAGCUCACAGGGGCCAUCCCCCCACAGAUAUCCGCGUUACAAGCCUUGCAGUACAUUGAUGUGCGCAACAACCUCCUGUCAGGAGCCAUCCCCCCGCAGAUCGGCAACAACUACAACCUCAACUGGCUGUACCUGAGCAACAACCGUCUGUCCGGGUCCAUCCCUGCUUCCAUAGGGCGUCUGGAUCGCCUGCGAUACAUGUUCCUUGACGUUAACUUACUCAGCGGGUCCCUCCCUGACUCAAUCCCCGCACUCAGUGCACUCGUCUACCUCAUCGCAAGCCACAAUCUCCUCUCAGGCCCACUCCCCGCCAACAUCGGCCAACUGCCCCGCCUCGCAUUCCUGUCUAUCAGCAACAACUCCCUUUCCGGCCCCCUCCCGCCCUCCAUGAGCCAGCUCAAGCACCUGCAGAUCCUGGACCUGUCUCGCAACCGCUUGUCUGGAGCCAUCCCAGACGCAUUUGCUGACAAGCCUGCCCUCAACUCCAUAGAUCUAUCUUUCAAUGCGCUCACAGGCCCACUACCUCCCACGCUCUCCACCUGUGGCUCUCUGUACACGCUGGACGUGAGCAGCAACUCUCUCAGUGGCGCUCCUGGCACCGUUGUCAGCAACAUGCCUACCCUCUCCUACCUAAACUUGUCCCAGAACUACUUUACAGGUCUGGUCCCCAGGGUAACAGACAGCCAGCAGAUGGUCUCCUACGAUAUCAGCUUCAACUACUUCCACGGGCCUGGGCUUGUUUCCGACACCACCCCCCUCGCGCUGCCCCUCUGCAAGACGGGGUUCGAGCCGGGAACCUUCUCGGCAGCUUCCAACUGCCUGGUGUACGGCGUUGCGACGGAGAAUUCCUGCCCGACUCGCGUCGGCCCCAUGAGCACAGGGGAGCUGCUGCAGGUGGACACACAACGUUCCGUAGCAGCCUGCCUCGCCUUCUGCCGCACCAACGUCACUCGCACCGCUGCCAACUCGCAGUGCGGCUCGCUGGGGACGUGCGUGGUGGAGAUGACAGGAAUCCCCCUCCGCCCUUCCUUCUCCUGCGACUGCUUCAAAGGGACUCUCCGCUCCCCUGACGGCCUAAACUGCACGGCCAUUGAGAAACCCUCCCCUUCACCUCCUCCCCCCCGGCCACCCCCUCCCCCCACGCCCCCCUCACCGCCUCCCCAUUCGCCUCCUCCCUCCCCUCCUCCCGCCACUGUUCCCCUUCCGAGUCCUCCCCCACCCACUCCUUCCCCUCCCCCGCCCUCCCCUCCCCCACCAACGCCGCCUUCUGACUCGGGGGGUGUUGAAACAGCAUCCGCCCCAACCCCUGCGCCUGUUUCUCCCCCUGAUAGCCCAACUCCCCCUAGCCCCCCUCCCCCGUCCCCUCCCCCUUCCCCUCCCCCACCCUCCCCUCCUUUGGAGAGUCCCCCUCCCCCUUCCCCUCCUCCCCCCUCCCCUCCUCCCCCCUCCCCUCCUGUGGACAGCCCACCUCCCCCUUCUCCCCCUCCUUCUCCCCCUCUAGAAUCCCCCCCACCGCCCUCCCCACCCCCCCCAUCUCCUCCCCCUCCCUCGCCACCACCAUCGCCCCCUCCCCCUUCCCCUCCUCCGCCCUCUCCCCCUCCUCCCUCCCCUCCUCCGCCCUCUCCCCCUCCCCCCACCCCCCCUCCGCCUUCCCCAAGCCUUAGGGAGGACUUGGAUUCCACAACCAAUGGGGAUUUGCCAGCUGUCCCGCCAGACUCUCCCCCGCCUCCUCCUGACUCCCCCCCUCCCCCACCUCCAGACUCGCCCCCUCCCUCUCCCCCUCCUUUCCCCCCUCCCUCUCCCCCUCCCUCCCCUCCUCCCUCUCCUCCUCCCUCGCCUCCUCCCCCAUCUCCGCCCUCUCCUCCUCCCUCCCCUCCUCCUCCUCCUCCUCCCUCUCCUCCCCCCAGCCCUCCUCCCUCUCCUCCCCCCAAGCCUCCUCCCUCCCCUCCUCCCUCCCCUCCACCCCCCUCUCCUCCCCCUCCUCGCCCACCCCCACCGUCUCCCCCUCCCCCGUCCCCGCCGCCCCCCUCACCACCACCGCCUGCCACCCCUCCUCCUUCGCCCACCUUUUCCGGAGCUAAGUGCGGGUGGUUCUUGGGGUACUAUAAGUGUGAGAACCACGACGAGAAGCAGUUGCAAUAA
Messenger RNA from Closterium sp. NIES-65, 2760 nucleotides. The record is from the annotation of a GenBank genome assembly. NCBI's taxonomy places the organism in Eukaryota, Viridiplantae, Streptophyta, Zygnematophyceae, Desmidiales, Closteriaceae.